CCGCGCGAGCCGCGUUCGAAAUGCGCUCCAGGUCUUGGUUCGAAGACUGUGGAGGAAGCUGAUGUUCCCAUCCUUCCGCGGACAGCCAGGAAAGCCGAUCAUGACUUCCAUUGAUUGGAAUCUAGAGUUUUCGCCGGAGAAGGGGAGCCAAACCGAGAAAAAAAAUUCUGCUCUCGGUCUCGUCGCAGCUGCGACUACAGGAGGUCUCGCUGUGGGACUGAUGGCCAUCUGCGGACCCUUCGUUCUCCCGGGAUUCAGAAGAAUAUGUCUACCCUACGUCCCAGCGACUGACAAUCAAGUUUCCAAUGUUCUCCGGAUCCUCAAAGGACGCUCCUGUAAGAGCAUUGUGGAUCUGGGUUCGGGGGACGGACGGAUCGUCUACGCACUUGCCGAGAACAGGAAAACCCUCGGCGGAACCGAAUUCGUAGGAGUUGAGUUGAACACCUGGCUCGUCCUCUAUUCAAAACUCGUCGCUCUCAGGCGCUUCGGAAGGGAAGCGAAUGUACGGUUCCUUCGUAAAGACAUCUGGAAGUACGAUCUCGGGAACCACGACACAGUGGUAGUUUUCGGCGUCGAGUGUAUGAUGAAAGAGCUCCAGCUCAAGAGCGAAAAAGAACUCAAGAAAGGCAGCACAGUUGUGGCUUGUAGAUUUCCCUUCGAGACUUGGAUACCCACUAAGGUCGAGGGUGACGGUGUGGAUACGGUAUGGUUGUAUCAGAGAUGA
Messenger RNA from Galendromus occidentalis (western predatory mite), 724 nucleotides. Its product is annotated as protein N-lysine methyltransferase FAM173B. The transcript has 3 exons. NCBI's taxonomy places the organism in Eukaryota, Metazoa, Arthropoda, Arachnida, Mesostigmata, Phytoseiidae. The record is from RefSeq and is a predicted model, not a curated record. Bases 62 to 724 code for a protein of 220 amino acids. Gene Ontology annotation, molecular function: protein-lysine N-methyltransferase activity. Gene Ontology annotation, cellular component: mitochondrion. Gene Ontology annotation, biological process: positive regulation of proton-transporting ATP synthase activity, rotational mechanism; regulation of mitochondrial ATP synthesis coupled proton transport; peptidyl-lysine trimethylation.